AUGCUUGCCAUAUCUGGUGCCAUUCAACUAGAGCCCCCGCGUCCAAAGCCUAAACGUAGCGAUGAUGAUUCAGACGAAGACGAGGAGGAUGAAUCACAUAGCAAAUGGGGUGCAGCAUCUCGAGCAGCGAAGCCAUCUAUAUACAGAGACCGUCAAAGAGGUUCGAACACCACGAAGAAGAAUCUACGUAGCAAGAAUGACGACUCUGACUCCGAUUUUGAAUUUGAUCUGUAA
Molecule: messenger RNA, 234 nt
Organism: Pleurotus ostreatus (oyster mushroom)
Lineage: Eukaryota; Fungi; Basidiomycota; Agaricomycetes; Agaricales; Pleurotaceae
Exons: 1
Coding region: 1-234 (77 amino acids)
Source: RefSeq, a predicted model, not a curated record